This is a messenger RNA of Gasterosteus aculeatus aculeatus (three-spined stickleback), 3809 nucleotides long. It is a transcript of the gene slc1a8b, whose product is annotated as solute carrier family 1 member 8b. Gene Ontology annotation, cellular component: plasma membrane. Gene Ontology annotation, biological process: L-glutamate transmembrane transport. Gene Ontology annotation, molecular function: neutral L-amino acid transmembrane transporter activity; glutamate:sodium symporter activity; L-glutamate transmembrane transporter activity. Lineage: Eukaryota; Metazoa; Chordata; Actinopteri; Perciformes; Gasterosteidae. The record is from RefSeq and is a predicted model, not a curated record.
AGUCUAGGUUGUGUUUUAGUUGCAACCGUAAAUCAAUGUCUCAGGCCACUGAGCACAUAUUCAAUUGUAAAUGUUACUAAAAAGGAAUAUGGCUUACAAUUAUUUGAUGUGGGCUUUCUGGUGUUUGACAGGGAAUCGCUUGUGAUUUAUUUUGUUUGUCUAACAGUUUAAAAACGAAUAAAUACAGCUAAUAUAUAUGAAGUAGAAUUUCAUGGUUUCUGAGGCCGAAAAGUAGCAACAGCAGCUUCAAGCACUCAAGAUGGAACUUUUCUCGGUUGGUUUGAGUUUAGAAAUAAUCAAGUGUAUGAUUUUAAUUAACAUUUAGCAGAAAUAAAACAGUUAAAAAAGAAAUGUUUCUCACUGCACUCGUACCUUUUUCACCAUUUGUUGGACUUGCUGUGUGCAUUGUUCUAGACGAGGAUUAAGUGUUAUUGGAUUUGUUGUUGACGUAGGCCUUGUUGUAGUGGACCGAGUCCACCUUGGAUCUGUUCUCAGGUCAGCUGUGAUGCUGUGACGGCAGCAGACUACAGAAUUAACAAGACACGCUGACAACGUGCGACAAUAGACAUAGAAACUACUUGAGAAGCUAAAAACGAGAGCAUGUCAUGAUUUUGGUGAACAGCUCUCCUGGUGCUGUAGUUGUAAUUCCACUUAUUCGUCGUUUAACUCAUUCCCAUUAUUCAUUAUCUACAAACAUAUAUUAAUAAAUGAAAUUCCACGUUUUAGAGGUUUGAUUCUGCUUAAAUUUCAGCCUUUUCAGUGCUUUAAGAAUGCUUCUCUGGGCCAACAAGACAUGUUCGCCAUUAAAAGUCCUGACGUUAGGGCCAUUGAUCUGUGAACAGACAAGCCAGCCUGACGUGGUGGUAAGAGGACGUGUCAGCACGUUUCCUAAACACUGAGGACUGAAGCUGCCUCUACAGUUCACCUCCUUUACUCGCUCACAGCAGAAAUCUAAAUCCAACAUGUGUGCUCAGAAAGCACCCAUUAUUUCCCCGAUCAAUUCAAAACGUUUGGAUUAUACCGUUUUCCCAUCUAUAAUUAUUUAAAAUAUAUAUAUUCUAAAUGCAAAUCAAAAAGGUACCUGUUAUAUGAAUGUGAUCAUUUGGAGUUGGGUAGUAAUAACUCAUAAUGAGCCAUGGAAGGAGAAGGUAAUCAGUGCUGAGCCUCUUUAAUUAGACCUGGCUGGCUGUGGAGAAGCAAAGGAUAGGGAUAAUCCUUUUAGGCAACGCGUCCCUCGGAUCAGUUAGUCAACAUUUCCUGCCUCAGUCUGGAGUUCCUCAGUGAGAGACAGCAGCCUCAUUUGAUCGGACCCACGAGCUGUCCUCCGCCUCGGGCUCCUGUGGGACACGAGGGCCUACUGAUCAGCCUCACUCACUCAGAUAUCUACGUUCACUCAGUGGGGGGAGGAGGAGGAGGGUUGUGGGAGCCGGGAUACGGCCCAAACAUUAUUCAGGAUGGAAUGGUUAAAGAGGUUGAUAAAAAACUUGUUUUCAAAGAAAUUCAGGGUGUUCGUGAAGGACUACUGCAAGAGGAACGGACUGCUGACGCUCUCGGUUUUCGCUGUCGUGACGGGCUGUGCGCUGGGAUUCGGCCUGAGAUCGCUCAACCUGUCCACACAGGCUAAGAUCUAUUUCUCCUUCCCCGGAGAACUGCUGAUGAGGAUGUUAAAGAUGUUGAUUCUGCCGCUCAUCACCUCCAGUCUUAUGUCAGGCCUGUCCGCCAUGGACACCAGGGCAAGUGGUCGACUGGGCGUCCUGACCAUCACUUACUACCUGUGGACCACCUUCAUCGCCGUCAUCGUCGGCAUCGUACUGGUGCUCAUCAUCCAUCCGGGGACUGGCUCGGAGAAAGACGGCCACCAUUCACAUUCAGGGCCUGUCAUGACCUCGGCUGACGCUCUGCUGGACCUCAUCAGGAACAUGAUCCCGUCAAAUCUAAUUGAAGCAACGUUUCAGCAGUACCGAACGGACCUGGUACCCAUUGUACAGAACAUCGACGAAAAAGACUCUCAAGCCAACUAUGUGUAUGUCAUGCCCGACUACCACAACCCUCAGCUGGGCCACCCAGUCUUCCUGGAGAUCACCCCAGCUCCAGACAUCAAGUAUAAAAUCGUCCCCAGUACCAGCAAGGGCAUGAACGUACUGGGGAUUGUUAUCUUCUCGGCCACCAUGGGACUGCUGCUGGGCAAGAUGGGAGAACGUGGAGCGCCGUUGGUCAACGUGUGCCAGUGCAUAAACGAGUGCGUCAUGAAGAUUAUUAACGCUGCCAUGUGGUACUUCCCCUUUGGUAUUGUGUUCCUUGUGGCGGGGAAGAUCCUGGACAUGCACGAUCCAGCUCACCUGGGAGAGAAGCUGGGCAUGUACUUCAUCACGGUGCUGUCUGGUUUGUUUGUGCACGGCCUCAUCCUACUGCCUCUCUUCUACUAUUUCUUCACGCGUAAAAACCCCUUCCCCUAUAUCCGAGGGUUGCUGCAGGCUCUUGUCAUUGCACUGGCCACGUCAUCAAGCUCAGCCACGCUGCCCAUCACCAUGAAGUGUCUUCUGGAGAACUGUGGAGUGGACCGGCAGAUUGCUCGCUUCGUGCUGCCUGUGGGAGCUACCAUCAACAUGGAUGGGACGGCCCUGUAUGAGGCAGUGGCGGCCAUCUUUAUCGCUCAGGUCAAUGAGUACGAGUUGGACUUUGGCCAGCUGGUCACCAUCAGUAUUACGGCCACGGCGGCUAGCAUCGGGGCAGCUGGCAUACCUCAAGCUGGUCUGGUUACCAUGGUUAUUGUCCUGACCUCAGUGGGGCUGCCGCCCGCUGACAUCUCACUGAUUGUGGCCAUAGAUUGGAUUCUUGACCGGUUCCGGACGAUGAUCAAUGUUCUUGGCGAUGCCUUGGCUGCUGGGAUUAUGGCUCAUUUAUGUAAGAAGGACUUUGAGAAGGCAGCUCGUACUACUGCGACUUCUAGUCCAGCUGAGGACAAUAAUGGAGGUGGCCCCAACCGGAGAGACACAGUAAUCUCCUUUGGCAAUCAGAGCGUAGCGAUGUCUGAUGCACCUCUGAUCGCACAUCGCUGCGAUUACGUGUAUGAGGUGGAUGGAGAGAGCGUGAUGGAGAGACCUUUGGCCUGCUACAACCUCUGCCAAGUUUAAGACACUCUAACGGGAUGGACAUUGAUGGACACUGCCUUCUAACGCACACAGAAUUGUCUCUUUGGAUUAAAGAGACCAUCAUCUGAUGCCUGAAAAGUCUGCUUUGGUUAAAAUCCUGCUGUUUUUCUGUCAUAAAACAGACCAGAGGUGUUGCAAUGUGUUGUCAGGGUUUUAACGGCUUGACUGUAUUUUGCAUGUGCCACGCUGAAAACAGAAAACUUAAUAACUCCACACAUUGCAUGUUUCCAUUCCGUUCUGACUGGAAGGAAACGCAUUAAGUUUCACAUAUAACCUAAAUCUUAAACGGAUACUCUGCAUGCACCUGAAGCAACGACUUAGAUGGAUUUUAGUGUUUAUCAGUCAGCGGUGACGCUAAAGACAGUCUUAUACCUGUUGAGCUAACUCCUAGCUUAAAUCAACAGCUCCUAACGAAGUUUGAUCAGGGUUUUGAGUUGCCUUAACGUGAUCUUGGUUUUUGACAAUAAUUCGGAGAACCUGAAAGACUUGAAAGUAAACAAAAACUCGUAAAAGGAGCAAAUGUAUUUUGUUGAAGUGAACCUUUAUGUUAUGACUUCGUAUUUACGGAUAUUUAUUAAGCAAACAUACUAUAUUUAAAAUUUUUAUACAUAUGUUUUGAAUUUAUUUUCUAAUAAAAACUUACUGCACUCGAAGACC